Molecule: messenger RNA, 2967 nt
Organism: Penicillium arizonense
Lineage: Eukaryota; Fungi; Ascomycota; Eurotiomycetes; Eurotiales; Aspergillaceae
Exons: 4
Coding region: 1-2967 (988 amino acids)
Molecular function (GO): protein binding
Source: RefSeq, a predicted model, not a curated record
AUGACUCGUCCGGAGGACACAGUGCGCGGGCUGCGCUUGUACCGCGGUGACGCGGAAGAUGAUGAGACGGAAUCUGGACCGUCGGAUUCAGGAAGCUCGCUGCCACUAUCACAAAAUGAGGGUUCUCCAUACCCUGACGACGAAGGCAGUCGCCCAGGCACCUCUUUAGGGGACUACUCGGAGAAUAGCAGACAACCGGCUGGUCCGAAAAUGCUUUCCCACGAAGAGACGAUUGAGCUGGCACGGCGCGCUGUGGAAAGCGGGAUUCAAGAUACCAAGCGUUCCCUGGCCGGUAGCGAGGCCGUCACGGAUGUGGUCAAGCCGAAACUGACUAUUGACCUGGGCCAUUCACAUAUCGUUCGCAUGCCUGAGCCUGUGGUGGAUAUAAUCAAAGAUGAGGUCGAAAGGCUCUCCCUCUCCAAUAACUAUCUCUUCCAUAUACCGUACCGCUUCGCAGAGUGCUUGCAUCUUCGUUAUCUCAAUAUCAGAGCGAACAACUUCCGUGAAUUCCCCAAAGGAAUCUACAAACUGCCAUUGCUGGAGAUACUCGACCUGAGUCGAAACAAAAUUAAGGAAAUUCCAGAUGAAAUCAGCAAACUAAAAUCCUUGCGAGUGCUCUCGGUUAUGCAAAAUCGCCUCGAAGACCUGCCAGUUGGGCUCUCCGAGAUGCCCAAGCUUCAAGUUAUCAAGUGUGCCGGAAAUCCUCUGCGGGCUCCGCUGCGCGCCAUAUUGGAAGAAACCGAGGCUGAGAUGGCAGAAUCUGGGAUGACUGACAAUGAGAAAGAAGUCGCAUCUACAGCAGAGCUCAAAAGAGGGUUGAAAGCUCGACUUACGGCUACUACACCCGAGCCAGAAGUCAUUGCUGACUCAGGAGAUGGCAUUAUGGAUGCAUUCAGGCCAGCUCCUUCAAAACGGAGACCGAGUGCCCGAUUCCCUGUUAUCCCCAGCACCGGUGAUAGUUCGGCCGCCUCUUCUCGAUCUCCAUCCAUCUCAAGACCACCUCCCAUCCCUGCAAAAUCACACUAUCGCAUGGCUUCUGGGCAACAAGGCGCUACUUACCACAUGCCCGGUCUUCAAAGACCCGGCGUGGCUCCUCAUACCGUGAAUGAACGCAACCGAAGCAACAGUGAAGGUAUCAUUCAAGGAUCCUCCGCUGCUCGAAGCAAAAGGAUGGGUGUCAUUACUCGCAAGAACACUGAUUUAGGUACACUGGAUGAAACACGUCCCUACAGAAACAGCCAUCUACGCGGUCUCAGUCAUGGUUCUGUACUUCGACCUCGUCCGGCUCCGCCGACUCCUGUCAGCGGCAGCAGUUCUUCAAGUCCCAGUAGCCCACGGGAGCGUCGACGUGUCCGAGAAGGCUGGGUCAAUCGGAUGUCUAGCCUGCCCGAGCACAAGGGAGAGCGAGGAUCGGAUGAGCCAAUCAUUAGGGGAGCGAAAGGCAUUCUGUUUGCUCUCUUCCAGGUUCAUUCCCAUAUCUCCACAUUGAUCAAUGUGAUCAAGCGUGAUGACACCAGACGCCACAGCCUUGAACUUGUAUUUCACAAUGCCUCCUCGCACGUUGAACGCCUCAACAGUGCUCUCGAGAGUGCUGAAGUUGCGUUGCUCGAAGACCCUGGUUCGAUUGCAUCUGUCACGGAGACCGUCAAACGUGAAUGCGAGACUUGCAUCGUUGCUUACACGCACGUCGGCACGCAGCUACGCAACAGCUCUGCCAAGAUUGUCGCCAACGGCGAUCCCCGUUACGUGAGAUCGCUGAUGCUUAUGAUGUUUGGCAGCCUUGUUGAACUGCGAAAUGCUUGUACCAUUCUGGAAGCUCCGAUCCAAAUGAUCAACAAGCGUGCCUCUGCUACAAAGCGCCUAGCUCCUGCCAAUGCUCUCACCUCCAUGCCCAGUCGGUCUCAGCCCUCGCUUGUUACUCCAACAAGAGAUCAUGCUCCCCCGACACGACGAUUGCGAAGCGACACAACGAUUCGUCAUCCUCAAUUCCCCAUGGCCAUGACAUCUAGCCACAACGGCACCAAUUCUCCCAGUUUCUCGACGCCUACUUUCACCAGUUUCUCGCGCAGCCGCUCUAGCAGUCGGUCAAACUUGAUCAACUCGUCUAUACCACACUCCUUAGCAACCCCUCGCUCGGGCGAAACCUUCCCUCCUAUUCCUGCUUCUGGUACUCCUCGUAUCAGUACAUUGACUGGGCUGGACGAGAACGAAGAGGAGCGAAUUUUCGAGAAGAUCUUCCACCAGCUUACCUCUGCAUAUACAGCUGCAUUUGGGGCUCUCCCUUUGGCCCGCCGGCAAUUCAACCGCUGCUUGGAAAUGGCCCAACAAUCACGGUCCCCUGAGGGAAUUCAAAUGGUCUGGACCAACCUCAUUCGUCGAUGCCGAUCUUGCCAGGAAGUCUCGGAGGCUCUAGGACAGCGUCUGUCGACCAUGAAACUCAAAGAACCAGGUGGUGGGCUCCGCAACCAACGCGAGUUCUGGCAGCUCUGCAAAACAUUUAUGCAAGCCUUCGUCGACCUAGUGACCGAUCUGCGCGAGGUCAAAAACAUGCAGCUCCUCCCACAAGACGUCGUCAUCAUCCUACGCCCAGUUCAGAAGGCAAGCCGCGAAGCAGGUCGCCUGAUUGAGGUAUCUCCUUGGGCCUAUUUUGCGGACAUGGCCACAAAGGACACCCCUGGUGGUGCUUUGUACGGACCUCCCCUGCAGGCCCCGCACUCGCAACAUCAAACUUCCGUUUCUACAUCUGCCAUUACAUCCCACCCCUCUUAUCAUCUCAAUACGACCGUCCCACAGUCCGUCACUGUUCCUGCCACUCCGCUGAGCGCGGCUCUUGGUCCUGCUGCGCAGGCCACCGUCCCAUCCACACCAGCAAGUGCAUACAGCGACAAGUUCUUCGAGGGCGAUGUCUUCCAACGUGCCGACUCACUUCUCUCAAUGCCAAACCAAGCGCCUUUCUUCCGCCGCUAA